Messenger RNA from Gigantopelta aegis, 2189 nucleotides. RefSeq names its product SOSS complex subunit B1-A-like. Gene Ontology annotation, biological process: double-strand break repair via homologous recombination; mitotic cell cycle checkpoint signaling; response to ionizing radiation. The transcript is spliced from 6 exons. The record is from RefSeq and is a predicted model, not a curated record. Gene Ontology annotation, cellular component: SOSS complex. Gene Ontology annotation, molecular function: DNA binding. The coding region runs from base 489 to 1088 and encodes 199 amino acids. Lineage: Eukaryota; Metazoa; Mollusca; Gastropoda; Neomphalida; Peltospiridae.
CAUCGUGUCGAGCUCGCGUUAUGUGAAUUGCUGUGUUUAAAGCACAGUUGAUAGAAACCUAUUCAAACUUUUGGUUGACCUAGUAGUCCACCGACUGCUAUACCGUUCUGUUUGACUCUGUAACAUCUUUCGCGAUCUAAUAUCGGCAAAAAUACUGAAAUACCGUGAACAUACAUUUUUUCCGUCAAAGACAUAGACUUUCUCGUGUCCUUUAUAAACUACCAUCGAUCGAAGUCUACAAAAUGAGCUUUUAUUUAUAUUUGUCUUUGAAAAUUAUCUAAAAUGAAAGACGCUAUAUCGACACAAAAUUUAAAAAAACAAAUACCGGCAUUCAUUUUGCCUGUUAUUUUAUUAUUUUUAAAAUAACGGGCUUUGUGGCAUCGCGUUGGCAAAUAGGCGCCAUUUAAGAGUCGAACAAAGUAAAGGAAUCUAGACUUGCCACUGUCCUACAACGAUUAAGUCCGAACCCAACUGCAAAAUCUUUCAAAAUGUCUGAAGUUCCACAUGUAUGUGUGAAAGAAGUUCGACCAGGGAUGAAGAACAUUCACAUAAUGUUUAUUGUUCUUGAAAUAGGAAAGCCGACUCACACCAAAGAUGGCCAUGAUGUGUGGUCGUGUAAAGUGGCCGAUAAAACUGGCUCCGUGAACAUUUCAGUCUGGGACGAGGCCGGCAAUGUUUUACAGACUGGUGAUAUCUGUAGACUCACAAAAGGAUACGCUGCAAUGUGGAAGGGCUGUUUGACCAUUUACACAGGAAAACAUGGUGCUAUUAUUAAAAUUGGAGAGUUCUGUAUGCAGUUUUCCGAGGUGCCAAACAUGAGCGAGCCAAAUCCUGAGUUUGUUAAAAUGAUGCAGGAACAAAUUCCAGGUCAGAGGAAGUCGCCGACAGAAAGUGACCCAUCAGGUGGUAACCAAUCAGGAAACAGCAACAGAGCGCCACCUGUUGGCAACAAUGCUCCAGUUAAUGUUACAGCAGAUCGUGGAAAUGGAGGAAAUCGUGAUCCGAGAUCUCGAAUACAGAAUCCGGCACCUAGGACAGGUCACCAGGGUCAGGCAAUGAAUGGUCGCGGACGUGGGGGACGGAGAUAAAACAUUAUAGUGUCUUAAACACUGGAAUAUUCCUGUUAAAACUGAAAUAUUCCCCUAUUAAUAUUUCAAUAUUCCCGUUAAAACUGGAAUAUUCUUCUAUUAAAACUGGAAUAUUCCUCUAUUAAAACUGGAAUUUUCCCCCAUUAAAAUUUGAAUAUUUCCCUAUUAAAACUGGAAUGUUCCUCUAUUAAAACUGGAAUGUUUCCCUAUUAAAAUUUGAAUAUUCCUUUAUUAAAACUGGAAUAUUCCUUUAUUGAAACUGGACUAUUCCUCUAUUAAAACUGGAAUAUUACCCUAUAAAAACUGAAAUAUUCCCCAAUUAAAACUGGAAUAUUCCUCUAUUAAAACUGACAUAUUCCCCUUUAAAACUGGAAUAUUGCUCAAUUAAAGCUGGAAUAUCCCCCUACUAAAACUGGAAUAUUCCCAUAUUAAAAUUUGAAUAUUCCCGUUAAAACUGGAAUAUUUGACUGUUAAAACUGGAAUAUUUCUCUAUUAAAACUGAAAUGUUCCUCUAUUAAAACUGGAAUAUUCAUCUUUUGAAACUGGAAUAUAAUGAUGUUAUUGUAAAGACUGGAAUUUAUGUUCCUUUAACAACUUACAAUAUAAUUAAUUGUCUCUUCAACAUUUUUAAGUACUGGAAUAUAUGUCUCUUUAAUAACUGGAAUAUAUGUUCCUUUAAAAACUGGAAUCUAAUUUCGUCCCUUUAAAACAGGAAUAUAAUUUUGUUCCUUUAAAAUAUAUGAAAUUCUGUAUAAGCGAAAACAAAUUGUGGUCCAAAAUGUUCUAGGUUUUAGAGCUAAAAACAUUUUGAGGUUUCUUAUUUUCAAGGUUUGGCAACUCUAAAAUGAGGGUUUUGUUUUUAAUAAUGGAUUGUAGGAUAAAUCCCCUUCAUUGGACCCAAUGUUUCUCCAAUAUAACCAGUGUUUGAUGACAAGCGGGGAUCUAGCUCAGUCGAUAAAACUCACCAAAGGUUCUCUGACUGCCCAUUGGGCUAUUUCUUGUUCCAGCCAGUGCUCCAUAACUGAUGUAAGAAAAGUCGUGGUAUGUACUAUCCUGUCUGUGGGAUGGUGCAUAUGAAAAAAUCCCUUGCUGCUAAUCGAA